AUGACCGAUUUCAAGCCAAUUUCUUCCACAACCAGCCUUUCUACUUGGACUGAGCUGAAGAAACUGUACGAAGCCAAGGGCAAGACUCUGUCUGUUCCCGAGGAGUUCAAGAAGGACAACAAGCGAUUCGAGAAGUUCUCUCGCACCUUCUCCAACUACGACAACUCGCAGAUCCUGUUUGACUUCUCCAAGAACAUCGUUAAUGACGAGGUUUUCGAGUUGUUGCUCAAACUCGCCAAGGAGGCCCGGGUCGAGGAGCUCCGCGAUGCCAUGUUUGCUGGUGAAAAAAUCAACACCACCGAGAACCGCGCUGUCUACCACGUCGCUCUCCGUGCUCACGGCAACUCGCCCAUGAAGGUUGACGGCAAGGACGUUUUGCCUGAGGUCAAGGCGGUUCGCGAGCACAUGAGAGAGUUCAGCGAGGACGUCCGCUCAGGCAAGUGGACAGGUUACACGGGUAAAAAGAUCACCGAUGUCGUUAACAUCGGUAUUGGUGGCUCCGAUCUCGGCCCCGUUAUGGUUACUGAGGCUCUCAAGCACUACUCUGGCCCUCUGAACGUGCACUUUGUUUCCAACAUUGAUGGCACUAACCUGGUCGAAGUUCUGAAGCCCCUGUCUCCCGAAACUACUCUGUUCCUGAUUGCCUCCAAGACUUUCACCACUGCCGAGACUCACACCAACGCAACCAGCGCCAAGGAGUGGUUCUUGUCCAAGGGUGCCAAGGUCGAGGACAUCAAGAAGCACUUUGCUGCUUUGUCUACCAACGAGGCUGAGGUCUCCAAGUUCGGCAUCGAUCCUAAGAACAUGUUUGGUUUCGAGAACUGGGUCGGUGGCCGUUACUCUGUUUGGUCGUCUAUUGGUCUCUCUGUUGCCUUGUACGUCGGUUUCGACAAGUUCGACGAGUUCCUGAGCGGCGCCGAGGCUGUUGACAAGCACUUCACCUCUACCAAGCUUUCCGAUAACAUUCCCGUUAUUGGUGCUCUGCUCAGUGUCUGGUACAACAACUUCUUUGGUGCUCAGACCCAUUUGGUUGCUCCUUUCGACCAGUACCUGCACCGGUUCCCUGCUUACCUGCAGCAGCUUUCUAUGGAGUCUAACGGUAAAGGCGUCGAUCGCAACUCUAACUUUAUCAACUACGAAAGUGGCACCAUCCUGUUUGGUGAGCCCUGCACCAACGCUCAGCACUCUUUCUUCCAGCUUGUCCACCAGGGCACCAAGUUGAUCCCCGCUGAUUUCAUUCUGUCUGCCAACUCUCACAACCCUAUCUCCAACAACUUACACCAGAAUAUGUUGGCUUCGAACUUCUUCGCUCAGGCUGAGGCUCUGAUGAUCGGCAAAGACAAGGCUGCCGUCCAGGCUGAGGGUGCUCCCGCUGCUCUUGUCAACCACAAGAUCUUCAAGGGCAACCGUCCUACCACCUCAAUUCUCGCCCAGAAAAUCACUCCCGCCACUCUUGGUGCGUUGAUCGCAUACUACGAGCACGUCACCUUCGUGGAGGGUGCUAUCUGGAAUAUCAACUCCUAUGACCAAUGGGGUGUUGAGCUCGGUAAGGUGCUGGCCAAGAAGAUCCAGAAGGAGAUUGAGGCCCCUGGUGAUGUCAAGGACCACGACGCUAGUACCCGUGGUCUCAUCAACCAAUUCAAAAAAUGGUCUGCUUAA
Messenger RNA from Wickerhamiella sorbophila, 1659 nucleotides. RefSeq names its product Glucose-6-phosphate isomerase. Gene Ontology annotation, biological process: glycolytic process; gluconeogenesis; glucose 6-phosphate metabolic process. NCBI's taxonomy places the organism in Eukaryota, Fungi, Ascomycota, Dipodascomycetes, Dipodascales, Trichomonascaceae. Gene Ontology annotation, molecular function: carbohydrate derivative binding; monosaccharide binding; glucose-6-phosphate isomerase activity. Bases 1 to 1659 code for a protein of 552 amino acids. Gene Ontology annotation, cellular component: cytosol. The transcript has a single exon. The record is from RefSeq and is a predicted model, not a curated record.